Molecule: messenger RNA, 506 nt
Organism: Lingula anatina
Lineage: Eukaryota; Metazoa; Brachiopoda; Lingulata; Lingulida; Lingulidae
Product: prostamide/prostaglandin F synthase-like
Source: RefSeq, a predicted model, not a curated record
CACUAUCUCAAACUACUGACCAAGCUCAAGCCGAAGCUGGACGCUCACGGUGUCCGCACGGUGGCCAUUGGUUAUGAAGAGAUAGGGCUGGACAAUUUUCAGGAGGGGAACUUUUUCGGGGGAGAACUUUUUAUAGACUAUGGGAAAACUGCACAUAGCACCUUGGGGUUCACAAGAUUGAAUAUGUUCACCGGUAUAUACACCAUGCUCAAGUCUAAGAUGUGGCAGGCAACGAACGAAGCAAAGAAAGAUGGUGUGGAAGGAUUAACAAUAGGAGACAGAUUUCAAAAUGGUGGGAUGCUUGCAGUUAGUGCAGGCGGAAAAGAUGUUCUAUUAAAAUACAUCCAAAGUGGGCCCGAGGAACACAUGUCAUUUGAAGACGUUUUUAAAGCCCUUGGCAUUGAGGACAGCGUGCCUGACGAAGCAAUGGCGCCAGCCCCACAAUGUGACACGGAUGUGUGCAAAUUGAAGUAAAGGAGGUCGAAAUAGUGUGUUUAAACUUUGGA